AUAAGCCACGAGCCACUAGCUCUCUUUGCAGUUUGACCUUAUCCUGAUACGUAAGAGGCAAGCGCUGGUCUAAGCCCAGACAGGAGGGGAGCGCCAGGGCUGCAGCAGCGGCUGAGCACAGCACCCACAACACAUUUGUUGCAUGAGAGAUGGAGAUCAUAUUUGGUAGGAAUAAAGAAGAACAUCCAGAGCCCAUAAAAGCUAAGGUGCAAGGUCAGUUGCCCACAUGGUUGCAAGGGAUACUUCUCCGAAAUGGCCCGGGGAUGCACACAAUUGGGGACACGAAGUAUAACCACUGGUUUGAUGGCAUGGCUCUGCUGCAUAGCUUUACAUUUAAAAAUGGUGAAGUUUACUACAGAAGCAAGUAUCUCCGAAGUGACACAUACAACAGCAAUAUAGAAGCAAACCGAAUCGUGGUGUCUGAGUUUGGAACUAUGGCUUAUCCAGAUCCAUGCAAAAACAUAUUUGCCAAGGCAUUCUCCUAUUUGUCUCAUACCAUUCCUGAGUUCACAGACAACUGCCUCAUCAACAUUAUGAAAACUGGGGAUGAUUUUUAUGCUACUGGUGAGACUAACUUCAUCAGGAAAAUUAAUCCACAGACUCUGGAGACAUUAGAGAAGGUCGACUACACCAAAUACACAGCAGUAAAUCUGGCAACUUCUCACCCACACUAUGACAGUGCGGGAAAUAUUCUCAACAUGGGUACUUCAAUAGUUGAUAAAGGGAAGACAAAAUACAUGAUAUUUAAGAUUCCUUCCUCUGUGCCAGAAAGAGAAAAGAAGAAAUCUCGCUUCAAACAUCUGGAAGUGCUAUACUCCAUCCAUUCUCGCUCUCUGCUCCACCCAAGCUACUACCAUAGCUUUGGAAUCACAGAAAAUUACGUUGUCUUCGUAGAGCAGCCAUUCAAACUGGAUAUGGUCAAACUGGCAACUGCUUACAUGCGAGGCGUGAGCUGGGCUUCCUGCCUGGUCUUUAAUAAGGAAGAGAAGACUUGGUUUCAUUUUGUAGACAGGAGGACUAAAAAAGAAGUAUCCACCAAGUUCUAUACCGAUGCUUUGGUGCUUUUCCACCAUGUAAAUGCUUAUGAAGAGGAUGGCCACAUUGUAUUUGAUGUUAUUGCCUACACAGACAACAGCUUAUAUGAUAUGUUCUACUUAAAAAACCUGACUACAGACUUUGAAGAGAAUACCAAGCUUACCUCCAUGCCAUCCUGCAAACGAUUUGUUGUUCCUCUACAGUACGACAAGGAUGCUGCAGUAGGUUCUAAUUUAGUCAAACUUCCAUCUACUGCAACUGCUGUAAAACAGAAAGAUGGCAGCAUCUAUUGCCAGCCGGAAACCCUGUGUGAAGGGAUAGAACUGCCUCGCAUCAACUAUGACUACAAUGGCAAAAAAUACAAGUAUGUCUAUGCAACGGAAGUCAAAUGGAGUCCGGUUCCUACAAAGAUCGCAAAAUUCAAUGUCCAGACAAAGGAAAUGCUCCACUGGGAAGAGGACCACUGCUGGCCUUCUGAGCCCGUUUUUGUUCCCAACCCUGAUGCAAAAGAAGAGGAUGAUGGUAUUGUUCUGACGUGUAUUGUGGUGUCUGAUCCAAAGAAAGCACCCUUCCUGCUUGUCUUGGAUGCUAAAACUUUCAAAGAAUUGGGCCGAGCCAUAAUAGAUGUAGAACUGCAUUUGGACCUGCACGGAAUGUUUAUACCAGAGGAAGAUUCUAAGACUGAAACUCAGUAAAAUGCUACUUACUCUAUUACACAAGCUUAGCCAACUUUAUAUGGAACGGGGGAUAAUAUUUUUCAGGAACCAGUUUAUCUUAGGACAAGACAUGACUAAAUAUAAACUCUUCAAUAAUUAUAUAAAAUAUGUCAUAAGAGAUAACUUUUAUUACAAAUAAUUAUAUGCACAAAUGGUACAUAACUACUCCAAAAGAAGAAUAAUCAGUCUGAAAUGCUAAUGUUAUAUACAACUUAUGGGGCACAGAAUAGGAGACAAAUGUGACAACAGAUGAUUUAUUUGAGUAGAAUAUAGCCUUCUCAGCAAAUAAAGUACUGUAUUUAUAAGGUGAUGCAUACCAUGAGUCACAUGUGGCUGCAGCUCACGUAACUUUCAUUGACUGUUUCAAAACUGCAGCUCACAAUGAAAGUUGUCUCUUGCCAUAAAACCUCACUAUCUGCUAUGAUACUAAUAACUCGUGGCAAUGCAUUCUCUUGGUGCUUGAUUUCCUAAACUCCACCAUAACCAAAAUAUUAAACUGAGGUGCUACAACUUUCUAAUUUUGAACCUAAACCCCCCCAGCUUUGCUAAUAAAUUAAUCACUGUUUUUCCCUUUUAUGUUAACAAAAAUGAGUAACUAGAAAUAGAAUAUAUGGGUUUAUGUAGCAUUCAAUUAUACUGUAGUGCUAUUAAAUCUUAAACACUUCCUAUUUAAAUCAGUUUUCCUUGAGGAAAAUAUCUGACAUAGUAUUUCAUAUAACUAGAUGAUUACAUUGUGUGAAAGGUAAACAGAAAUGCAGUACUUAUUAGUAUUGCUUAACAGUACAUAUAUAAAUGAGAGCAGAACUCAGAUACACGAGUGCAACAAAUUGUUUACGGACAAGAGUGAAAGACCCAAUAUAAACCUCAUCUGAACUACACAGUAGCUGAAACAACAUGAUAUUGUUCCUACAGCCAAGCAUUUGCUUUAUUGUAUGCUUAGAAGCAUCCAUAUUCAGACAUGGAUUUAUCAUUGCCUGUAACAGAUGCUUCCUAAUAAAAGUACACAACUCUCAUUCAUAGUCACAAUUAAAAAGCACAUCUCAACAGAGUUCAAAUGCCAAGUAUACCGUGACUGGCUUUUGUUACAGGAAUGGCAUUUCCUAAUCAUAGAAUCAUAGAAUAGUUAGGAUUGGAAAGGACCUCAAGAUCAUCUAGUUCCAACCCCCCUGCUAUGGUGGGGUCAUUCACAUUCACAUCCCCUGAAUGUAUUUUUGUUUUCUGAUUUGGGACAUUGAUUUUUCUUUGAAUGAGA
Molecule: messenger RNA, 3003 nt
Organism: Melopsittacus undulatus (budgerigar)
Lineage: Eukaryota; Metazoa; Chordata; Aves; Psittaciformes; Psittaculidae
Gene: BCO1
Product: beta-carotene oxygenase 1
Exons: 11
Coding region: 150-1730 (526 amino acids)
Biological process (GO): carotene catabolic process; retinal metabolic process
Molecular function (GO): carotenoid dioxygenase activity; beta-carotene 15,15'-dioxygenase activity
Source: RefSeq, a predicted model, not a curated record